Ophidiomyces ophidiicola is the source of this 717-nucleotide messenger RNA. RefSeq lists its product as uncharacterized. NCBI's taxonomy places the organism in Eukaryota, Fungi, Ascomycota, Eurotiomycetes, Onygenales, Onygenaceae. The record is from RefSeq and is a predicted model, not a curated record. Gene Ontology annotation, biological process: protein phosphorylation. Gene Ontology annotation, molecular function: ATP binding; protein kinase activity. The coding region runs from base 1 to 717 and encodes 238 amino acids. The transcript has 2 exons.
AUGCCUGCUGCCGAAUCUCUCAAUUCUUCCAAAUACGAUAUGCAGCUUACCGAAAUAUUGCUCCAACACCUUCCCGUUCUGGGUCAAACGCGGCAUCUGGUUCCAUCCACGGUUCUUGUGGAUCGCAAUGUGUACUUCUCCAAACCUUGGGUAUCGGGUCGAGUACACGGAUACCACGAGCUCCAGUCAUACAGGAAGAUUCUUGCAGGCACUGAGGCAAGCCUGCUGCCUGCCAACGCACGCAUCUGCCGCCUUCAUGGCCUGAUCAUCGACAAUGAUAUUGACGUCCAUCAGCACUAUCCUCUUGACUAUCCUCUUGACAGUAAUGAAGAGGAUCACCCUGGGACACGUCUGGUCGGACUUCUUCUCACCAAUAUCGAGAAUAAAGGCACUCUUAAAGAGCUGGCCCCUUGGUCCGACUGUGCAAAUAAUGAUCGACUUUGCUGGUCUAGGCCGAUACACCAGUCUGUUGAACAGUUGCAUAAUGCAGACGUGGUCUGGGGUGAUGCUAAACCGGAGAAUGUCUUAAUUGAUACAAAGGGCGAUGCGUGGCUGAUUGAUUUUGGUGGUAGCUAUACCCCAGGCUGGAUAGACAAGGAUAAGCGAGAGACCGUGGAGGGAGACUGGCAAGGUGUGCAAAGAAUUGAUGAGUGGCUCACCAAAUACUCCCGCAAGCCUGUUGCUCGUAUCAAUAAGUUAAUAGAGAAGGAGCAAUAA